AUGGAUAGUAUUCCAUUAUUAAAAUAUGAUGCACUUUGGAUUAUAAGUAAUAUUGUAUUUGAAACCUAAUAAUAAAUAUAAAUUAUAUUAGAUAAUGAUGGAAUCAAUAUUCUAUUUCUGGGGCUUGAAUCUUAAUAUGAUGAACUUAUUGAAUUAGGAGUAUGGGCUUUAGCUAAUAUAGCUGCUGAUAAUAUUAAAUUUAGGGAUAUGUUACUUUAGAAAGGAAUAUUGUUUCACUUAAAAAGAAUAUGGAAACAGUACAAAAAGACAAAAUCUGAACUCAUCAAAACAAUAGUUUGGGCGUUAAGUAAUUUGGCCAAAGGGAAACCAACUACAAAAUUUGUAUAUUAUUAUUGAUUUAUAUAAAUAGAGUAUAAGAGGAUUAAUAUAAAUAUUGUCUGAAAUAAGAAUUAGCACCGAUGAUGAAGAACAAUUGAUAGAUAGUAGUUGGGGUUUGAGUUAUUUAGUUCAAGAUAUUUAUGAAAUAGAUAUAUAAAUAGAUAAGAGACUUAUUAAAAAAUUAACAGUAUUACUAAAUUCUACUAAACAUACUCUAAUAAUUCUAGCACUAAAGACGAUUGGAAUAUUUUAAAUGGUAAUGAUGAGUAAAAAAAUCAAGUUUUAUAAGCUGUAGUUUUGUAGUCUUUUGAAAUAUUGCUUUAACAUAAACAUAAAUCAAUAAGAAGAAUGA
Paramecium primaurelia is the source of this 691-nucleotide messenger RNA. Lineage: Eukaryota; Ciliophora; Oligohymenophorea; Peniculida; Parameciidae. The record is from the annotation of a GenBank genome assembly.